Molecule: messenger RNA, 489 nt
Organism: Symbiodinium necroappetens
Lineage: Eukaryota; Dinophyceae; Suessiales; Symbiodiniaceae
Source: the annotation of a GenBank genome assembly
AUGUUGCUGGUGAUCUGCCUGAUGUGUGGAAUUCCCUGGCUGUCGCUCUACGAUCUGCUCCUCUUUUCUGCUGGAAUGAUGCUGCACAUGAGCUUCCUGGCCUUCAACUGCCUAGAGUUCUUCGCCGUCUCUUGGCACUUCAUGCGCCCCCAUAACUCCCUCGCUCGGCCGCUUCUCAGAGGGUGCGCAGUUGUGGCAGCGCUGGCCAGCGUGCUGGGCCAUGGGUGCGUGGUGCUCUUUUACUUGGCUUCCUUCCAUCUCUACCAAGCAUGGUCACCGCUCCUGGUUCUGAUCUUCCUCCAGCUUUGCCUCGUCUGCGAGAACCUGCACAACGUCCACUACGUCUGGAACCUUGCGGCGCGCACGCAGACGUCGGAGACCGAGCUGCCGUCUCUUCACACCGAGCUGCCUACCAUGUUGGGAAGCCACGGCUUGGCCGACGGCGGAUUCAGGGACGAGAAGCCACGGACGAGCCUGGCCAUUCCGUGA